Molecule: messenger RNA, 1421 nt
Organism: Arabidopsis lyrata subsp. lyrata
Lineage: Eukaryota; Viridiplantae; Streptophyta; Magnoliopsida; Brassicales; Brassicaceae
Product: proline-rich protein 1
Exons: 3
Coding region: 354-1304 (316 amino acids)
Source: RefSeq, a predicted model, not a curated record
UUUCGGUUUUCGGAUAUCCUUUCGGUUUUCGGUUCGGAUAAUUCGGAUAGGAGAAUUCAUUAUCCAUUCGGGUUUUGUGACUAUUCGGUUCGGAUUCGGAGCCGGAUUUUUCGGAUCGGUUUUCGGAUUUCGGGUUUUAUGCCUAGGCCUAAUUACAGUCCCAAACAUGACUAACCAAUUAGUCACCUUUCUAGAAAAUAUUUUCUAUUUUUUAUCAAAAUUUUGAAUACCCCAACAUGUUCUUAUAUAACCCCAUUUGAUGAAAUCGUGUUCCUCAUCCCACUUACAAACACAAAGAAAACAAAAAAAAAACGAAUUAGCUAAACGGCAAAACACAAACCACACGCUUUGCAAUGGCGAUCACACGCAACUCCUUUGCGAUUUGCCUACUCCUCUCGUUGGCCACCAUUGCCACUGCUGAUUAUUACGCUCCCUCAUCUCCUCCGUCUUACACUUCACCGGUUAAUAAACCCACGCUUCCACCUCCGGUUUACAUUCCACCGGUUCAAAAACCUACCCUUCCAUCUCCGGUUUACACUCCACCUGCCCACAGGCCUACACUCUCACCUCCGGUUUAUACUAAACCAACUCUACCUCCUCCGGCUUACACUCCACCGGUUUAUACUAAGCCAACUCUACCAGCUCCUGUCUACACUCCACCUGUUUACAAGCCUACACUUUCACCUCCUGUUUACACUAAGCCAACUCUCUCACCUCCGGUUUACAAGCCAACUCUCUCACCUCCGGUUUACACUAAGCCAACUCUCUCCCCUCCGGUUUACAAGCCUACACUCUCACCUCCGGUUUACACUAAGCCAACUCUCCAUCCUCCGGUCUACAAAAAGUCUCCAAGCUUUUCUCCUCCACCUCCAUAUGUACCAAAACCAACCUACACUCCACCCACCAAACCAUACGUCCCUGAGAUCAUUAAAGCCGUUGAUGGCAUCAUCUUAUGCAAAAACGGCUACGAAACCUACCCAUUUCAAGGAGCAAAAGCAAAGAUUGUGUGCUCCGAGAUGAUAUCAUACGGAAAGAACAAGAACGAGGUUGUGAUCUACAGCAACCCAACUGACUCUAAGGGAUAUUUCCACGUGGCGUUAACCCAUAUCAAGAACCUAUCUCACUGCCGUGUCAAACUCUACACAUCUCCGGUCGAAACUUGCAAGAACCCGACCAAUGUCAACAAGGGUCUCACCGGAGUUCUCUUAUCGAUGUACUCGGCCGACAAGAACUUGAAACUCUUUAACGUCGGUCCUUUCUACUUCACCGGUUCCAAGGCUGCUCCCGCCACUCCCAAAUACUAAUCAUCAUCACAUUAUUAUGAUGAUUAUCUUGCAUAGCAAUGUAUAUGUGAUCGCUUUAAUCAAUAUAUUGUUUGAAAUUCUAUUUCCCUCGAAUUGAAAAUGUUCUUGUUUUUUUGU